Messenger RNA from Nilaparvata lugens (brown planthopper), 698 nucleotides. Its product is annotated as intersectin-1-like. The transcript has 3 exons. The record is from RefSeq and is a predicted model, not a curated record. Bases 11 to 301 code for a protein of 96 amino acids. NCBI's taxonomy places the organism in Eukaryota, Metazoa, Arthropoda, Insecta, Hemiptera, Delphacidae.
UGAAGUGAGCAUGGGCUCCCAGGAGCACCGCACCCCCCUCACGUCACCCACCGAGCCCAAGUGGAAUGCGUCGAUGCAGUUCCUUGUCAAAGACGUCAUGGAGGAUGUGCUCUGUGUAACUGUAUUCGACAAGGGACACUAUUCGCCUGAUGAAUUUUUGGGAAGAACUGAGUUGAGAGUGAGUGAUAUACUGGAUGUGACAAGGGAUACACCAGGACCAAUCACCCGGUGGCUACCUCUGUAUGAAGUCGAAUCUGGACAGAUCUCCCUCAAAAUAAGUCUGGUUUUAUUCGAAAAAUGAAAGACAUCUCUCAUCGAGUCAACGAACAAGGCUGAGAAUUAAGUUCAAUCAAAAUAGAAGAUGACAACGUUUGUCGGGCAGCACCUUAUGCCUUAAGGGUGAACGAAGUAGAAAAACUACGGUACCUUGCUUUACGGUAAGCGGAGUUGAAAAGCCUCUGAAGGAUCUCCUUUGGCUCAAUGUCAUUCAUUUCUCAUUGGAAAACACUUUCUUGAUUCACGAACCACCGUACUUAUCCAAACUAAAUUACAGUUUACCUCAUCACACAUUGUACACAGUGUGUUGUCUUGGAAACUUUCUAUAAGCUUUUUUUUAUAAAAUCUGAUGACUGCAAACGGUUUUAACCAAGGAAUGUAGAAUAGAUACAUUGGUUUUAACCGUUUAAGGGUGUGCAAAA